Haliotis rufescens (red abalone) is the source of this 3325-nucleotide messenger RNA. RefSeq names its product cubilin-like. The coding region runs from base 26 to 3265 and encodes 1079 amino acids. Lineage: Eukaryota; Metazoa; Mollusca; Gastropoda; Lepetellida; Haliotidae. The record is from RefSeq and is a predicted model, not a curated record. The transcript is spliced from 19 exons.
UUUCGCAGUAUUCAACACAUGCAACAUGUAUGUACCAGGCAUGAUUUGCUUCACUUUGGUAGUGAGCCUUCUUUUGGCUCAGACUGAAGGCAGGGCUUUCAAUAACGUUCAAUCACGUGAGAAACGACAGACGUCCGGUUGUGAUGGAGGACAAAGGUAUGACAACAGAGGCACAUUUUCCACCAACAUUGGCGGCGAGUACGGCAACAACGAGAACUGCUGCUGGGACAUCGUGCCUGACGUUCAAGGGCCAUGGACAAUCACUUUCCGCUUUGAUACGUUUGACGUGGAAAGUAGCUCUGGUUGUAGAUAUGAUGCCCUCACCUUCGACACGGACGAUGGGCCUGUGAAAGAGUGCGGAGAGAAGACGGACUUCUCAAGGACAUUCACGGUCACAGAAAGUCAGUUCCAAGUGUGUUUUAGCAGCGACGGCUCCGUCACUGGCCAAGGGGUCAGUGGAACCUACAGCAUAGACACAGUGAACGCCGACACAACAUCCUACCCUUCCUACGGCACAGCCUACCCUGACUAUGCCACAGCUUACCCAGAAUACACCACAGCCUACCCUGACUACACCACAGCCUACCCUAACUACGCCACAGCCUACCCUUAUUACGCCACAGCCUACCCUGACUAUGCCACAGCCUACUCUGACUAUGCCACAGCCUACUCUGAUGAUGCAACAGCCUACCCUGACUACGCCACAGACUACCCUGCCUAUGCUACAGCUUACCCAGAAUACACCACAGCCUACCCUGACUACAUCACAGCCUACCCUGACUACACCACAGCCUACCCUGCCUAUGCCACAUCCUACCAUGACUACACCACAGCCUACCCUAACUACGCCACAGACUACCCUUAUUACGCGCCAGCCUACCCUGAUUACGCCACAGCCUACCCUGUCUAUGCCACAGCCUACCCUGACUACGCCACAGCCUACCCUUAUUACGCCACAGCCUACCCUGACUACGCCACAGCCUACCCUGACUACGCCACAGCCUAUCCUGACUACGCCACAGCCUACCCUGAUGAUGCCACAGCCUACCCUGACUACGCCACAGCCUAUCCUGACUACGCCACAGCCUACCCUGACUACGCCACAGCCUACCCUAACUACGCCACAGCCUACCCUUAUUACGCCACAGCCUACCCUGACUACGCCACAGCCUACCCUCACUAUCCCACAGCCUACCCUGACUACGCAACAGCCUACCCUGACUACGCCACAGCCUACCAUGACUGUGCCACCGCGCACCCUGACUAUGCCACAGCCUACCCUGAGUAUCCAGACGAACCAGUCGUAACUUCAGGCAAUAUUAGCUACUAUGGCAACCAUGGCAGCAUCAGUGUCAACGCUGACGGCAACUACGAAAACAGUCAGGACGUCUGUUACUCCCUUCACCCAAGCUUCACCGGGUCGGGCAUUAUCACCUUCGUCUUCAACGUGUUUGACAUCGAGGAGGCCACCAGCUGCGUGUUUGACUACAUUGAGUUUGAUGACGUUAACACAAAACUGAGGGAGUGUGGCACUGUAGAUGCGGGGACCCAGAGAGAGUUUGAAUUCCACGACGGUCGUUUCAAUGUUUGCUUCCACUCUGAUGGAUCAGUGACAGGACGGGGUAUCCAGGCCACGUAUUCCAUGAAUCCAGUUCGAGAGGUUGAAUCUGUUGAGACAACACCAUAUCCAGUGGACAUUAUCAUUAACUCAACGAUGUCAACUAAUUUCACAGAAGCAACAACGCUACCAGUUCGAGAGGUUGAAUCUGUUGAGACAACACCAUAUCCAGUGGACAUUAUCGUUAACUCAACGAUGUCAUAUAAUUACACAGAAGCAACAACGCUAGCAGUGAAUACAACCGUGAACACUACAAGUCUCCCCGACACCGAGGACAAUACCUGCACCCAAGUCCUGACAUCAGAUGUUGGCACCCUGUCAAGCCCCGGCAAUGGCAGCUACGCCAACAACGUGCAGUGUGUCACUGUCAUCACAGGCCCCAGUGUACCAUACACCUUGGUCCUCAGCUUCACAACGUUUGACCUCGAGGACUCAUCCACCUGUAGAUACGACUACCUGGAGGUUGAUAUGGGCGAUGGCUACAGCCAGAAGGGAUGUGGAUCAAACUGGGACAACAGAACAGUGGAGUACACGUCAGAUGGAGGUAACGUCACUGUGACAUUUUCUUCUGACUCCAGUCAGACAGGAGCAGGGUACAGUGCCACCUACACCAUCCAGCCAAGAGGUGUUCCUUCCUUGAGUAAUGGCGACUGUAGAUACAUCAACACCAACGUCACGGCGGGCGUUAUCCAAAGUCUACCCGGUACCGGCAGUGACUACACCAACAACAUGGACUGCUCGUACGAGUUCACUCGCAAUACCCCUUUUUAUCUGGACAUUAAUUUCAUCGCCCUCGACACAGAGUCUUCGAGCAACUGCCGCUACGACUACGUCCAGGUUGGGGAUGAUAAAUACUGUGGUAGUGAUUUGCCCAACGCAACGAGAGUGUCGGUACAAGGUGGAGCAGCCGUCAUCCGCUUCAGAAGUGAUAGCAGUGUUACCGGAAAGGGCUUUGUGGCUUUGUUCAAUAUUGAAGAGCACUGCAACUUCGAUAGUGAAGAUCUUGAGGGCACCUAUACCUUAGCCACUGAUUCUAACGAUCAUUACAAAAACAACCAACACUGUGACAUCACUCUCCGCUCUCCUCCCACCCCUCACAUCACCACUGUCAACUUCACCCGUUUUGACAUCGAGGAAGAUACUGCUUGCCACUAUGACAGUUUAACAGUAACAAGUGAUGACGGCACCGAGAAGCUGUGUGGAGCAAAGGAGUCCUUUAUCAGACAAUACACUGGGCCGACAGUUGACAUGACAUUUACCAGUGACAGAAGUGUUGUGCGUACCGGUUUCUCCUUCAAUUAUGUCACUGAACUUGUCUACUGCAAUGCAACUAUAAACGCCACAUCCGGAACCUUUGAGUCAGAGCCUGGUGAUUACGAGAGCAACAUGUACUGCACCUACACCAUCAACACCCCCACUCCUGGUGACCUAGUCUUCACCUUCCCAUUGUUUGACGUUGAGUCAGGCAGAAGCUGCCGAUACGACGCUGUUGAGAUGGAAGGAGACAAGCUGUGUGGAACAAACAUCCAAGAGAAGACGUACAGUACUGAUGGUCAUUUCCAGUUCGUCUUCACAAGUGAUGGAUCCGUAAAUGGAGAAGGUUUCAAGAUAGACUUCACUUUCAUCCCUCACGAAAUUCAGAAUUAGAGGCAUGGGUCCUUUUCUAGGAGAUGGAAGACAUGCUCAAUAAAUCAUUUGAAUGAUAAA